Molecule: messenger RNA, 4890 nt
Organism: Callorhinus ursinus (northern fur seal)
Lineage: Eukaryota; Metazoa; Chordata; Mammalia; Carnivora; Otariidae
Source: RefSeq, a predicted model, not a curated record
AUGUUUUCAGAGGGUAAUCUGGCUGUCACUUGCUGGUUAUGGAGGAGCAUGAGGAAGCUAUUUCUAUUACUUUCUCUCUUGCUGUCCCAUGCAGCUCAUUUGGAAGGCAAAAAGGAUAAUCAAUUCAUCUGGAAAACAGGCCCCUGGGGAAGGUGUAUGGGCGACUGUGGACCGGGAGGAGUGCAGAGUCGUGCCCUGUGGUGUUUCCACUUGGAAGGGUGGACGAGUCACCUAUCUAACUGCGUCGAGAACACCAGGCCUCCAAAGGAAAGAAGCUGCUUCCGGGUGUGUGACUGGCACAGCGACGUCUUCCAGUGGGAGGUCUCCGACUGGCACCAGUGCGUGCUCGUUCCCGCCAGCCCCGGCCAAGCGCAGCCUCGGACCGCGGAGUGUGUGACGGCGCAGCAUGGGCUGCAGCACCGGACCGUGCGCUGUGUUCAGAAGUUGAACAGAACCAGGGUUGUAAAUGAAAUCUGUGAACACUUUGCUCCUCAGCCCCCCGCAGAACAAGCUUGCCUCAUUCCCUGCCCCCGGGACUGUGUCGUAUCUGAGUUCUCACAGUGGUCCGAGUGCAGCAAGGGCUGUGAGAAGCAAUUGCAGCACAGGACCCGGGCGGCCAUCGCUCCCCCUCUCUAUGGCGGGUCUCCGUGUCCCAAUCUGACGGAGUCGAGAGCCUGUGACACUCCCAUUUCCUGUCCUCUUGGUGAAGAGGAAUAUACUUUUAGCUUUAAAGCAGGACCAUGGAGUAAAUGUAGACUGCCUCAUCUUAAAGAAAUUAACCUAAGCGGAAGAACUGUUCUGGAUUUCAGCUCUGAUUCAAAGGAGCGAGUCACCUUUCGACAUCAAAGUUACAAGCCACAUCACCUCUCCAAGCCCUGGGACUUAGAGAUAGGUUAUCAAACCCGGCAGGUCUGGUGCACCAGAAGUGACGGAAAAAAUGCUUCCUUAAGCCUUUGCAUGCAAGACUCCUUCCCUUUGACUGUCCAGUCCUGCAUCAUGCCAAAAGACUGUGAAACCAGUGAGUGGUCCUCCUGGAGCCCCUGCUCCAAGACGUGUCGUUCAGGGAGUCUCUCACCUGGAUUUAGGAGCCGGAGCCGGAAUGUGAAGCACGUUGCUAUUGGGGGUGGAAAGGAAUGCCCUGAACUUCUUGAGAAAGAGGCCUGCAUUGUUGAAGAUCUCUUGCAGCCAUGCCCCAGGUAUUCCUGGAGGACCUCUGAAUGGAAAGAAUGCCAAGUCUCUCUUCUCCUCGAGCAGCAGGACCCCCACUGGCAUGUGACAGGACCCGUUUGUGGAGGUGGGAUCCAGACCCGGGACGUAUACUGUGCCCAGAGCACCCCAGCAUCCACCGCACAGAAGGCCAAGGAAGUCUCUAGACCUGUGAAAAAGACAUUAUGUUUGGGACCUGCCCCUUCAGCUUCUCAGCUCUGCAAUAUCCCUUGCUCUACGGACUGUAUAGUAUCUUCCUGGUCAGCCUGGGGCCUGUGCAUCCAUGAAAACUGCCGUGAUCCUCAGGGGAGAAAAGGGUUUAGACUGAGAAGGCGCCAUGUUCUCAUGGAAUCCACAGGGCCGGCAGGCCACUGCCCUCAUUUGGUGGAGUCUGUUCCUUGUGAGGAUCCAAUGUGUUACCGAUGGCUGGCGUCUGAAGGGAUCUGUAUCCCUGAUCAUGGAAAAUGUGGCCUGGGGCAUCGCAUCCUGAAGGCCAUCUGUCAGAAUGACCGAGGAGAAGAUGUAUCAGGGAGUCUCUGCCCAGCAUCCCCACCUCCGGAAAGGAUGCCUUGUGAAAUUCCCUGCCGAAUGGAUUGUGUGCUGAGUGAGUGGACAGAGUGGUCAUCCUGUUCCCAGUCUUGUUCAAAUAAAAAUUCAGAUGGGAAACAGACCAGGUCAAGGACUAUCCUGGCAUUGGCUGGAGAAGGUGGAAAACUGUGUCCCCCUAGUCAGGCCCUCCAAGAAUAUCGUUCAUGCAAUGACCAUUCCUGUAUGCAGCUCUACUGGGAGACAUUGCCCUGGGGCCCCUGUUCUGAAGACACGUUGGUAACUGCCCUUAAUGCCACCAUUGGCUGGACUGGAGAAGCUACCUGUGGUGUGGGCAUUCAGACACGGAGGGUCUUCUGUGUCAAGAGUCACGUGGGACAAGUGAUGACCAAAAGAUGUCCAGAUUCGACUCGGCCUGAAACAGUGCGUCCUUGCCUUCUCCCGUGCAAAAAAGACUGCAUUGUGACAGCUUUCAGUGAGUGGACGCCCUGCCCGAGGUCCUGCCAACCAGGAAAUGCCACAGUAAAACAGUCUCGAUACAGGAUUAUCAUCCAGGAAGCAGCCAACGGAGGCCAAGAAUGCCCAGAUACCUUAUUUGAAGAGCGAGAGUGUGAAGAUAUUUCAUUGUGCCCCAUAUAUCGAUGGAAACCACAGAAAUGGAGCCCUUGUAUCUUGGUGCCAGAGCCUGUCAGGCAGGGGAUAAUGGGCAGCAGUGAAGGCUGUGGAAAAGGAGUACAAACAAGAGUGGUCUCCUGUGUCUCUGAUGAUAACCAGUCAGCAGAAAUGAUAGAAUGCCUCAAGCAGACAAAUGGCAUGCCUCCCCUUGUACAAGAAUGCACAGUCCCGUGUCGAGAUGACUGCACCUUCACAGUUUGGUCCAAGUUUACACCCUGCUCCACAAACUGUGAAACAACCCGAAGUCGACGGCGACAGCUCACAGGGAAAAGCAGGAAGAAAGAGAAAUGCCAGGACUCUGACCUGUACCCUCUCAUAGAAACAGAACUAUGCCCUUGUGAUGUAUUUAUAUCUCAACCUUAUGGCAACUGGUCAGAUUGCAUUCUUCCAGAAGGCAGAAGGGAGCCUCAACGAGGAUAUCGGGUACAAGGAGACAGCAAGGAAUGUGGAAAAGGCAUGCGCUUUCGAGCAAUAGCCUGCUCUGAUAAAAAUGGAAGACCUGUUAACCCUUCCUACUGCAGCAGUUCUGGUUAUAUUCAAGAAGAAUGUGUCAUCCCAUGCCCAUUUGAUUGCAAGUUAAGUGACUGGUCUAGUUGGGGGUCUUGCAGCUCGUCUUGUGGAAUUGGAGUGCGAAUUCGGUCCAAAUGGCUAAAAGAAAAACCUUACAAUGGAGGUCGCCCAUGUCCCAGACUGGAUCUCAAGAAUCAGGUGCAUGAGGCAGUCCCAUGCUACAGUGAAUGCAAUCAGUAUUCCUGGAUUGUAGAACACUGGUCUCCAUGCAAAAUUCACAAUGAGCUGAGGUCUCUGCGCUGCGGAGGAGGAAUGCAAUCUAGGAAAAUCAGAUGUGUGAAUGCUGCUGAUAGUGAAGGGGAAGCCGUGGAUAACAGCCUGUGCAGCCAGGAUGAAAUUCCCCCAGAAACCCAGUCAUGCUCUCUUCUGUGUCCCAGUGAAUGUGUCAUGUCCGAGUGGGGGCCUUGGAGCAAAUGCCCACAGUCAUGUGAUCCCCACUCAAUGCAGAGAAGAACCCGCCAUCUGCUGAGACCCUCACUGAAUUCAAGGACAUGUGCUGAAGAUUCACAGGUGCGGCCUUGCCUCCUCAAUGAAAAUUGCUUCCAGUUCCAGUACAAUCUAACAGAUUGGAGCACGUGCCAGCUAAGUGAAAAUGCCACCUGCGGACGAGGUGUCAGGACCCGCCUUCUGAGCUGUGUGCGCAGUGAUGGCAAGUCGGUCAGUGUGGACCAGUGUGAGCAGCGUAACUUGGAGAAGCCCCAGAGAAUGAGCAUUCACUGCCUGGUGGAAUGUGUGGUCAACUGUCAGCUCUCAGGGUGGACAGCUUGGACAGAAUGUUCAAAGACUUGUGGCCAUGGAGGUCGAAUGAGCCGGACUCGAUUUAUCAUUAUGCCAACCCAAGGAGAAGGACGACCGUGUCCCACAGAGCUGACCCAGCAGAAAACCUGCCCAGUGACACCCUGUUACAGCUGGGUCCUCGGCAACUGGUCCGCAUGUAAAUUGGAGGGUGGAGACUGUGGGGAAGGAGUCCAGAUCCGCAGCCUGUCCUGCGUGGUCCACAAUGGUUCAGUCUCUCACUCGGCUGUAAGUGUAGAUGAUGCUCUGUGUGGAGAAAUGCCUUUUCAAGACAGCAUCCUGAAACAGCCAUGUUCUGUGCCUUGCCCAGGAGACUGCCACUUAAUGGAAUGGUCAGAAUGGAGCACAUGUGAAUUAACCUGCGUCAAUGGAAGAAGCUUCGAGACAAUGGGCCGCCAGUCUAGGUCAAGGACAUUUAUAGUCCAGUCUUUUGAGAACCAAGACAGCUGCCCUCAGCAGGUUCUAGAAACACGCCCUUGUGCAGGAGGCAAAUGUUAUCACUACACAUGGAAAGCAAGUCUUUGGAACAAUAAUGAACGAACUGUAUGGUGCCAACGUUCAGAUGGCAUUAAUGUCACAGGAGGCUGCUCCCCUCAGGCACGUCCUGCUGCGGUCCGGCAGUGUAAUCCAGCCUGCAAAAAACCUUUCUCCUACUGUACACAGGGUGGAGUCUGUGGCUGUGAGAAGGGUUAUACAGAGAUCAUGAGAUCCAAUGGUUUCCUGGAUUACUGCAUGAAAGUACCCGGCUCUGAGGAUAAAAAAGCUGAUGUGAAGAACCUUGCAGGGAAAAACAGACCGGUGAAUUCAAAGAUACGUGACAUUUUUAAAGGAUGUAACAUGGACCACAUACCUCUACACUGGGGAUUUAAAAGUUCUGGAUCCUCCAAAUACUUCAGCUCUGUGAGGUUUAGCAGUAAAAAGAUGAAAGAUGGCCGCGUAAAAAUAUGGGUUUAUGGCGUUUCAGGUGGAGGUUUUCUUAUCAUGAUUUUCCUAGUAUUUACUUCCUACCUUCUUUGCAAGAAACCAAAACCACAUCAAAGCACACCUCCCCAACAGAAGCCUCUGACCUUAGCCUACGAUGGAGACUUAGACAUGUAA